Lontra canadensis (Northern American river otter) is the source of this 1145-nucleotide messenger RNA. RefSeq names its product transmembrane protein 86B (gene TMEM86B). The record is from RefSeq and is a predicted model, not a curated record. NCBI's taxonomy places the organism in Eukaryota, Metazoa, Chordata, Mammalia, Carnivora, Mustelidae. The transcript has 3 exons. Gene Ontology annotation, cellular component: membrane. The coding region runs from base 207 to 887 and encodes 226 amino acids.
AGGACCCUGGGUGCGGAGUGGGCACCUUAUCAGUGGUGCCAGGCGGGGCCAUCCCCAGGGUGGGGGCAGCAUCUCCCCGGGCCCUGUUAUCAGCCCCAGAGUCCACAGGACGCUCCUCGGGUUAACGUGUAACCACACGCUGUCCCCUCCACACCCAGAGCCACCCGUGCUCACAUAGGAGCCAUUCUGGGGGGUCAGUGGCCAACAUGGGCGCCCAGGAGGAGGGUCUGCCCGGAAAGCCUUGCCUCUUAGCCCAACAGCCGUGCCUGUGCCUGCGGCUGAGCCCCUUCUUUGUCACCUGUGCUGCCUACUUCCUCCUCUGGAUCCCUCAAGACCAGCCGUCUUGGGUUGGCGCCCUCGUCAAGUGCCUGCCGGUGCUGUGCCUGGCCGCGUCCCUGCAGGGUGCACCCCGGGGCACCGGCUACCGCGUGCUCCUGCAGGGGGCCCUUCUGUGCUCGGCUGUGGGCGAUGCCUGCCUCAUCUGGCCUGACGCCUUCCUCUCUGGCGUGGCUGCCUUCACCGUGGCCCACCUGCUCUACCUCUGGGCCUUCGGCCUCACUCCGCUGCGGCCCGGCCUCCUGCUGUCCAUCGCCCCGGUCUCCGUGUCGUACUACGGCCUCCUGCUGCUCCACCUCCCGGCCAGCAUGGUCCCGGCGCUGGCGGCCUACUCCCUGGUCCUGGCCUCCAUGCUGUGGCGCGGCCUGGCCAGCGGCGGGAGCGUCCGCUGGGGGGCCCUGCUCUUCACGCUCUCGGACAUGGUGCUGGCGUGGGACACCUUCGUCCGGCCGCUGCCGCUUGCCCGCCUCGUGGUCAUGAUCACCUACUACGCUGCCCAGCUCCUCAUCACCCUGUCGGCCUUCCGGAGCCCCCGGCUCAAGACCCUCUGACCAGGGGCCCGGAUGGACCGGCGGCGCCCCGCGGCCUCUGGCAAGGCCCCCACAGACCCCGGGCUCCUGGACUCCUGCCUGCAGGUGCCUGUGCGGCUCGGGCCCUAUGAGAACCAUCUGUGGAAACCCACAUCCUCCGCCGAUUCCCCGUGGCCGCCUUCCCUCUGCUCUGACCGCAGCCUCCCACCCGCCUCCCCUGGGCACCCACCCCCUUCCCUGCGGCCCUGAUUUAGUUCGUGCCCAAGUGAAGCGGACACU